CCCGGCCGAGUGCAUCCGAGGGAAGCCAUGCGCUCACCACGUUACCCUUUGUAAGAAGAUAGCAGCACUCUUUGACCUCCCCGAGUGUGAGUGCGUAGUGCUUUGUCCAUAUCCCAAUCCCAACCACGGUAACAAGCAGGACACUCGCGAUUCGACAGCCUCUGCUGCCGAGCCCUUGCACAAUCGAACAACUCCUUCCCGCCCACCAUGACGAAGCCGUCCGCCGCGCUCCGGCGCCUCGAUAGGGUCUUGUCCGCAUCAAGGCUCAAAGCCGACAUGCCUCGUCACGCCUGUGCUGCCACAUCAUGCUCACAAUUGCGGAGGAGGCAGUACUCGACACACGCGCCUAAUGCGAGGCUCAACAAGCCCAUUGACUACUCCACCACGCCUCUGCUCGCUCACAGCUCUCAGGCGGCGCUGAGCAGCCAUGAGCUGUCGCCCGAGGUCAAGAACGGCACGACCAAGAAGAUGAACCUGUUCCAAGCGAUCAAUGACGCCAUGGCAAUCGCGCUAUCCGAGGAUGAGAACGUCGUCAUCUUUGGCGAGGAUGUCGCUUUUGGUGGUGUAUUUCGCUGCACAAUGAAGUUGGCAGACGACUUUGGGAGCCAGCGCGUGUUCAACACGCCCCUGUCAGAACAAGGUCUCAUGGGCUUUGGUAUCGGAUUGGCAGCACAGGGCAUGCGGCCCAUUGCCGAGAUUCAGUUCGCCGACUACGUCUACCCAGCUUUCGACCAGCUCGUCAAUGAGGCAGCAAAGUUUAGAUACCGCGACGGCACGUGUGGCCGGAGCGCUGGUGGGCUGACUGUCAGAAUGCCUUGUGGUGGUGUUGGUCACGGUGCGCUCUACCACUCACAGUCCCCCGAGAGCUUGUUCACACACAUUCCCGGUCUGCGGGUCAUCAUGCCCAGGUCGCCGCUUCAAGCGAAAGGUCUUCUCUUGUCCGCGAUCAGAAGCAACGAUCCGUGCAUAUUUAUGGAGCCAAAGAUUCUGUACCGCGCUGCUGUCGAGCAGGUCCCCACCGGGGCGUACACGCUUCCAUUGUCGAAGGCUGAGGUCUUGAAAGAGGGCAAGGACGUGACGAUAAUAUCCUAUGGUCAGCCGUUGUACAUCUGCAACGAGGCGCUCAAGAAGGCAGAGGAGGAUCUCGGUGUCUCAGUUGAGCUCAUCGACCUGCGGACGUUGUACCCUUGGGACAAGGAGACUGUCUUUAAGAGUGUCCAAAAGACUGGUCGUUGCAUGGUAGUCCACGAAGCCAUGAUCAACGCUGGUAUUGGUGCCGAGGUUGCCGCCGCGAUCCAGGAGGACAGCGAGACGUUCCUCCGGCUGGAAGCUCCAGUGGCUCGUGUUGCAGGCUGGAGCAUCCAUACGCCCUUGAUGUUUGAAAAGUUUAACGCUCCCGAUGUUUCCCGCGUAUACGAUACGAUCAAAAAGUUGACCAACUUCUAAACGGUGGAAGGGCGUUAGAGAAAGUCAGAAAGUCAGGAUGAGGUUCGGGUCAAUUGGGUCGACGAGCGCGGACCACCACACGUCAAAACUUAGAGUCGGCAAAAGCACCGGAAGAUUCCUGCAUAAGCCCCGCUAGAGUAUUUCAAAAGACCAAAAUCAUCUGGCCAAAA
Messenger RNA from Microdochium trichocladiopsis, 1616 nucleotides. Its product is annotated as thiamine diphosphate-binding protein. Lineage: Eukaryota; Fungi; Ascomycota; Sordariomycetes; Xylariales; Microdochiaceae. Gene Ontology annotation, biological process: response to nutrient; branched-chain amino acid catabolic process. The record is from RefSeq and is a predicted model, not a curated record. The transcript has 2 exons. The coding region runs from base 208 to 1446 and encodes 412 amino acids. Gene Ontology annotation, molecular function: catalytic activity.